Molecule: messenger RNA, 1574 nt
Organism: Leopardus geoffroyi (Geoffroy's cat)
Lineage: Eukaryota; Metazoa; Chordata; Mammalia; Carnivora; Felidae
Product: O-acyltransferase like protein-like
Exons: 9
Coding region: 122-1141 (339 amino acids)
Molecular function (GO): acyltransferase activity, transferring groups other than amino-acyl groups
Source: RefSeq, a predicted model, not a curated record
GUGGAAAAGCAGAGUGCUUAAAAAUCCACUGUACCUUUAUUCUCGGAGUGGCCCAUUCUAUCUUGGGGUUGACACAUUCUUCCUGAUCAGUGGUUGGCUAAGCGCAAGGUCAUUUCUAAGGAUGCAUCAGAAUUCGGACAAAGGAACAACCCUUAAUGUCAUCCUCAGAUACUUCCUCAGCCGCCUUACAAGGUUGCAGCCCCUUCACAUGUAUUCGGUGUGCUUGCUGGCUGGAUUGUUCUCUCUUGUUCCCUGGGGACCCGUCUGGGAAGUGCCCAAGUUCCACGUGGAUAACUGCCGGCGAGUGUGGUGGACGAAUCUGCUGUUGCUAAAUAAUUUCCUGUGGGUCCAAAACGCGUGUAAUGGCUGGACGUGGUACCUGGCCAACGAUUUUCAGUGCCAUCUCAUCACGCCGGCGAUCGUCCUCAUCCACAGAAAAAGUAAACAUGUCCUUGUCCUCCUCGGGGCCAUGCUGUUCUUGGCAUCUUUCACUGCCACAGCUCUGCUCACCCUGGCUUACUCCCUUCCGGUCGCAGCUCCGUCAGAAGCAAGUGAAAACGUGACUGUGUUGUACUUCUCCGAGUACUACACGAAGCCCUACUGCAGAUUCGGACCAUUCCUCGUGGGGCUCUUUCUGAGCAUUUUCAUGCACCAAAACCACCAGGCAAACAUUCUUAAAACCAAGACGCAGGCCCUGCUGGGGUGGACUUGCUCCCUGGCCACCCUGUUCGCAGUGGUCGCUCUGGCGUAUGCAGUGGAUGAUGCUUCUGUCACCUCUUCACCUGCCGUUGCUCUGUACCAGGCCCUCCACCGGACCCUGUGGGCGGCAGCCGUGGGCUGGGUCCUGUUGGCAUGUCAGGAAGGCUAUGGAGGGCUGGUGAACAGGCUCCUCUCCUGCCACAUCUGGGCUUUCCUGGCCAGCAUCAGUUACUCCUGCUACCUGGUUCAUCCGAUCCUCAUCAUGCUCUACAACGGCCUUCAAGAAACGCUCCUUCACUACAGCGACACCAACAUGUUCUACCUUUUCUCUGGACACUGUUUGCUGACCUUCAUCACUGGGCUGGCCCUGACACUGUUCGUUGAGAAACCAUGUCAGGAGCUGAAGCGGUACCUGUUGGGACCAGUGCCUGCUGGGCCAUGAACAUUCUGGUAAAACCCUAGAGAAUGACUGGGUUUUUUUUCUGCUGGCAAUGAGCUAAAGUAGGCAGGGACUCAUUUAUGUAACAAACGCUUGUGUUCCCGAAAAGGGGUGUGGAUUCUGAUUUGGUGAAUGCUGAAGAUAUACAAGUUCUCUGUGCUUAAUGCAUCAAAGAGUUCUGAGUGUUUAUGUACUAUAUAAAAGAGUUCUGUGAUAGCCUGUUGGGUAGCACAAUAAUCACUCUCUGAUGUACCUUUUUAGAAAAAAACAACAAACAAACAAACAAAACCAAAGAAAAACAAUCUAGAUUUGUGAUAUCUGGUUCGGCAUGUACGUUCUGUACCAAUGAUCGUAGGAAAACAUCAAAUCUAGUGAAUUUAAUGAAACUUGGGUUAUAAUCACAUUUCUUGGUGAAGUCACAGUAUGUAGUUUUUCA